GUAGUCGUACGAUUUUAAAAUCAUAUCACUCGCUAAAGGAUAGCUAUUACAUAUAUGCUGAGGAGGCUGAAACAAUUACUUUACAUUGUCUGAGUGGAUUUUUUUCUCCCCAACAACUGUCUGCUCAUGUCAACGUAAAACUUAGAUGCAACGAUGGACACUGGCGAAGGAUCACGGUCACGGUGUAGAAUUUGAAUGCAAAAAAGUCGCAUGGAAUUUAUACGAAAGCUUAGAAGCAUUUCGUUGGUGCCCAGAAUUUGCCGCUUCGUAUAUAAUAGGAAAGAAAAACGUGAAUAAAUCGCCAACACACAUUGCUGGAUUAUGCUACGAUACUGAAAGAUUUCUAUUAAGUUCGAUCGCAUACAACACACAACCCGAUGACUUCAAUUUUAUUAAAACAAAAUUUGACCUUAGAAACUACUCUUUUGGAAAGGAAGUUAAAAAUUUUCGGUCUAUACAGGAAGAAGGGUUAACGCCUCUUCUCUUUGAGGAUAAACAAUUUCAAGAUUGGUUUACUUUCGGAAACUUUCAUUAUGCUCCGCUCGUUGAAAAUAUUAAGUUAAAAGACAUAACACAAAAAUUUAGCUCUCUAGUAAAUGUAACUUGGUGGUCAAACUUACGUUUAGGUAACUGGAAGAAAUAUCGAAACGCUUUGGAGAAGCAUACAAUCAAGGCCGCUUAUAAUGUUAUUAGCGGUGUUGGAGGAAAACUAGAAGUGCCGGAUAGCAGUGGUUGCGACAACACUACCGAAAUGAAGGUUUUAGUGGAUAAAUACGAUCGUCAUAUACCGGCUUACAUCUGGAAUUAUUUGGAGCCGAUAGAGAAUACAAGCAAAGAGUUUGCGAUCAUAGCAUUCAACUCACCGUUUUAUGAGUUCUAUAAAAAGGACGACAUUGUAUUUUGCGAAGAUAUUUGUCACGAAAUUGAUUGGUUAGCAAACGCACGUUCUACAUUCCAUUACGUUAACAUGGGCGUUAUGUUUUGCUGUCGGACUGAUGAAGCACAAAAAUUCGAGCGCUUAGAACACUUUCCCAAUUUAUUAUUGAAAAAUGACACUGCAUACGUCACGUCAGCGUUAGGCUUGCUGAAUUGAUUAUUACGGAAGCUGUCUUAUUUUGCAAUUAUUUCGGCGCACUAGUGGUAACAGUCUUUAACUUAUGCGAUAUGUCGAAAUAUAAAUAUUUUUAUUAAAUUGUAAAAUAUACAAUGUCACUGAGUGUUCAUUAUAUUAACGGAUCUAAAUGUCGCUAUCACCCAGAAUUCCAAAAAAUUUGGAAAGCUCUUUCCGUUAACGCAAUCUUCUGCUAUUCGGCAAUAAACAAAGUCUCAAUAAGCCGCAAGUACAGUUUAUGCCCAACAAAUUAACUCAUCCAAGGCCAACCGUUAAAUACGCUAUCCGACUUUUUAGCGAGCUUUCCAAAAUAUGGUGUUAUACGAAAAAUGAUCGAAAAUUGAUGCUUGCAUGCCAAGCAUACCAAGUUUAGUCAAAUUCCUGGAUCAGUUCGUUUAAGACAAAAAUAGACCGACCGACUUGAAUCAGUUUAAAUGUAAAUGAUUUAGCCAGUACAAUAAACGAUCGAUGAAAGUUUCAGGUCCUUCUGGGAGGUGCUUAAUUGAUGUGCAUUAUGAAUAUAGGGAACUUUUCAAUAUGAGAAUAAUGCAGUAUCGUAAGUUAAUUAAAUAUAGGAACAAGUAAAAACAUUAUAAUGGGCCACUGCCUCUUAUUGGAAAGACUACACCGCUUUACUUAAUACAGUUUUUCAUAUAAUGACUAUUAAAAUUACAGUCUCAUACGGGAAGUGGGCGAAAAAGUGAUUCGAUCUGAAUCAUUUUCAGUAACGCUCGAAAAUUGCGGCCUGCAGGUUCUGAAAUUUUGCGACCUGCGGGUUGAAUAAACGCAUAUAAAACUGACUGACAGACAGACAAGAUAAGAACGAAUCAGACAGCGAUUCUGAAUUGAUUGGCAUGGAUGUUGCAAUAAGUGGGGUAGGGUAUAAAUACAGCAAAUAGCAUAACUACCUUGAAAUGUAAUUAAUAACUACUCAUGAUAAAUUUUCUUAGUAAAACCAAAUAUAUUGAAGAGGUUCAUCUUUAUCUUCCUUUGGAAAUUCAUCUACAUGUGUCCAGGUGUAGAAAUGGGUACACUAGAUGAAUCCUUAUGAAUGUAAUAGACGCCAGAGAUUAAAUUCUUCGUUUGUGCGAGAUUGUGGAUCGGUUUAGUAAUAUGCCUUCUUCGUUAUUCGAGUAAGUUUAGUACAUAUGUGGACCGUGCAAAGAGCACACAAAUGACCAAAAAGCAUGUGUUGGAAUGAGUGUCUUUUAUCUGCUCUACCACAAGCCACGCAACAAAGUAUGAUAUAAAGGUCGGACGUCAAGCAAUCAGACGGAUGGGUGGUAACGACAUUAAAACGAUAAGACUGUUUUGUUUUUGUACACUUCACACCACUUAUGGUACAGCGUCAAUUAAGUUUCUGCAGACAUAUGUAACAUGCAGAAGGGCAUAAGAUGAAUGCAUCUUUUAUCUCUCCCUCUUUCUCUAUUCAUUUUCUGCAUUGAUCUAAGCCUGUUUAUCCGUUUGAAUUCUGUCCUUAUAAAUUGUUCUCCAAUUACAGGUCGCAAUUUUUGAGAUAUUUUGAUGAAAUUUGGUACACUAACGUGUUUCGACAUAAGGGUGAACGUUGUUGAAAAUAGUUUGGAUCGUUCCACUUUUUUGCCCACUUCCCACAUAACGCCCUAUUUUGAAAAGUCGUUAUAUGAAAAAAUUGCAAUUUUCAAAAUCUCUUCUAAAUUGAUGUGAAAAGCUUAGGCGAGCUCGGGCAAUAUUUUGUACUCCCUCCCUUUUAUAUAAGGAAAACUGAAGUUCAUAUGACAAAAAAGUUUAACAU
Glossina fuscipes is the source of this 2885-nucleotide messenger RNA. RefSeq lists its product as uncharacterized. The transcript is spliced from 5 exons. Bases 146 to 1093 code for a protein of 315 amino acids. The record is from RefSeq and is a predicted model, not a curated record. Lineage: Eukaryota; Metazoa; Arthropoda; Insecta; Diptera; Glossinidae.